Myotis daubentonii (Daubenton's bat) is the source of this 4855-nucleotide messenger RNA. RefSeq lists its product as uncharacterized. Gene Ontology annotation, molecular function: DNA-binding transcription repressor activity, RNA polymerase II-specific; RNA polymerase II cis-regulatory region sequence-specific DNA binding. The record is from RefSeq and is a predicted model, not a curated record. Gene Ontology annotation, biological process: regulation of cytokine production; negative regulation of transcription by RNA polymerase II; regulation of immune system process. Gene Ontology annotation, cellular component: nucleoplasm. Lineage: Eukaryota; Metazoa; Chordata; Mammalia; Chiroptera; Vespertilionidae.
AUUUGCAUGUGGCCAGCGGGGCCGUAGUUUGAGGACCCCUGUUCCAGUGGCUCUGGAGGCUGAACUCCCUUCUGUGACCCCUUAGCUCUGGGAACUACAUUUCCCAGAAGGAGUAGCGCUGAGUGGAGGCACUGACAGGUCAAGAUGAAAGCGUUGCCUGGAGAGCUCCCGGCCUGGAGGCGGGACUUCCGGCCUCUCGGCAGCCGUCCAUCUUUGCAGGUUGGCCCGAGUGGAUUCUGGCGCCAGAGCCCCUUUUCAGGUAACAAAGCGGCGGGGCGCCGAAGAGGCGUGGUCCUCCGUGCACGGGUCCGAGGCCGGGGGCCGGGAAAGGGAACGUGACGCCCACGCCGGCUCCCCGCAGAGUCCGAUGGCGGCGGCGGCCGCGAGGCGCCUGGCUGAGGCCGGCGUGACCCUGGAGGACGUGGCCGUGCGUUUCUCCCGGGAAGAAUGGAGGCUGGUGGACGAGGCUCAGAGACGCCUGUACCUGCGGGUGAUGCUGGAGAACUUUGCACUUGUCUCCUCUCUGGGUUGCUGCUGUGGAGCCGACGAUGUGGAAGCACCCGGCGAACAGAGGGUUUCUGUGGGAGUGUCGCAGGGGAAGAAUCCCAAGGCAGCCUCGUCUUCCCAGAAGAGACACCCCUGCGAGAGUUGCGGGCCGGUCUUGAGGGACAUUUUCCACUUGGUCGAGCAGCAGGGGACACAGCACAGCCAGAAACUGCUGAGGUGUGGGUCGUGUGCAAAACGAUUUUAUUUCAGUGCAAAGUGUCACCAGCCAGAGGAGCAGCACGUCGGAGGGGAGCCCUUCAGAAGUCGUGCGGACAAGGCCUCAUUCGUGACGAGCGGCAGCACCCACCGGUCAGGGAAGACCUUGGCCUCUGAGCAGGGUGAGAGGGACUUCCUGCCCAGCUUGGGACAUCAGCAGCCACAGCUCACUCAAGCUAGGGAGGAGCCAACCAAAGUCACCCCGUGUAUAACUCCACCGAGCAGAAUAAGCCUUGGCUCUUCUGGAGAAUGCAAGAAAGAUUUCAGCCCCCAACGCAUGUUUCUUCAGGACCAGAAUGUCCAUUCGGCAAGACCGUGUUUUGCGUCCAGUGAGUGCGGAAAACUGUUGAGGUACAAAUCCUCAUUUGUUAGGCACCCCAGAGUCCGCACAGGGAAGGGUUUUCACGUGUCUGGCGAAAGUGGAAAAUUCUCCCAUGGAAGCUCAACCCUCAGUCAGCAUCGAAAAAUUCAUCCAGGUCCCAGGCAGUCCAAGUGCAGCAAAUGUGGAAAAUCCUUCAGCCACAAGCCUGUCUUUAUUUAUCCCCGGGUUCGGCGCAGCGGAGAGAACAGUUACGUGUGCAGUGAGUGUGCGCAAUCUUUUAGUCGUGGCUCAGCGUUCAUUCGCUAUCAGAGAGUUCAAACUGGAGAGAAGCCUUAUAAGUGUACCUACUGCACCAAAUCCUUUACCUCUAUCGCGGGCCUCGGUUAUCAUCAGAGCUCCCACACGGGAAAGAGACCUUACGUGUGCGGUGAAUGUGGGAAAUCUUACAUCACCCCGAUGGCCCUCCGCUACCAUCGUAGUGUUCACACCGGAGAAAGGUCUUACGACUGCGGCGAGUGUGGGAAAUCCUUUAAUAACAGGUGGAAGCUUGUUCGCCACCAGAGAAUUCACACAGGAGAAAAGCCUUACGCGUGCGGCACCUGUGGCAAGUCUUUCACCAACAGCUUCACCCUGCGGUAUCAUGAGCAAGGCCACCUGGGAAAGAGGCCUUACGAGUGCAGCGAGUGCCGGAAAUGUUUCACCACGAGCUCCGGCCUUCGUUACCAUCUCAGCAUUCACACAGGAACGAGGCCGUAUAAAUGCAGUGAGUGUGGCAAGUCUUUUAUCUGUCGAUCGACCUACCAGUCUCAUCAGAAAACUCACUCGGGAGAAAAGCCCUACGAGUGCAGUGACUGUGGGAAAUCCUUUACCCGGCGAAGCAGCCUCCUUUAUCAUCAGAGAGUUCACACCGGAGAAAGGCCCUUUGCGUGCAGUGAAUGUGGGAAAUCGUUUACCAGGAUCUAUGCCCUUCAUUGUCAUAAGAGAGUUCACACAGGGGAACGGCCUUACGAGUGCGGCGAGUGUGGAAAGUCGUUUCCCACAAGCAGUAGCCUCGGAAAACACCGGAAAGUUCAUCCUGCAGAAAGGCCUUUCGAGUGCGGCGAAGUUGGGAAAUCUUUUGCCGGCAGUGACAUCUUCUGUUACCAUCAGAGAGUUCACGCAAGAGAAAAGCCUUUCAAAUGCAGCCAGUGUGGGAAGUCUUUCACCUCUGGUGCCUCCCUCCGUUAUCAUCAGCGAGUUCACACCGGAGAAAGGCCAUACGAGUGCAGCGAAUGUGGGAAAUCUUUUAUAUAUAGUUCCAAACUCCGUUACCAUCAGCGCGUUCACACUGGCGAACGGCCUUACGAGUGCAGUGAAUGUGGGAAGUCUUUUAUAUAUAGUUCCAAACUCCGCUAUCAUCAGCGAGUUCACACGAGUGAAAAACCUUAUAAGUGUGGCGAAUGCGGGAAAUCUUUUAUCUACAGUUCUACGUUUCGUUACCAUCAGAGAGUUCACACUGGUGAGAGGCCUUAUAAGUGCAGUGAAUGUGGGAAAUCUUUUAUCUAUGGCUCCAAACUUCGUUAUCACCAGCGAGUUCACACUGCUGAAAGGCCUUAAGUGUGCUGGGAAUGAGCAAUUUCCUGUUCGGUGUAACAACACUUGAGGAGGAAACAUUUUGGGGAGUCAUUUGUCUGAAUUGAAACUCUUAUAUCUGAAUAUGCACAGUGGGGAGAUUUCCCCAUAAGUUUUAUUUAUGCUGGAAGUGUGUGUAUUUUUCUCAUUCUGACUUUCCCAGGCCUUCUUCUUCUUGGCUUAUGGUGCUCCUAGAUUCUGAGGCUAAUUCCUUCCACCUUUCCCACCUGGCAGGUCCACAGACUUUGCGAUAGUCAACACCCCAUUGUGCUUAUGUACGCUGACCUCUGGUCUCAUGUAUAUUGUGGCAAAAUGGAAAUGACCAGGGGGUCAGCUUUCCUCUUAGGACUAAUUUGCACACGGACACGCGGCAGUAAUGCAUUGCAGCUUGCAGAGAAAUGACUACGUGUUCGUCGAGGAUGAUAAUUUGUGAUGAGAUAUUCCACCGUCCAGUUUAUGAACUUGGAACUGUCUGCUGCUCAUGACGUUGGCUUAUACAAUAAUUCAGAAUUUACUCUUUGUAAAAAUAUUUUGUUAUUUAUUUUAGAGAGAGGGAGAGGAGGAGAGAGAAACAUUGAUUGCCUCAUGCACUCGCUCCGAGCAGGGAUGGAACCCGCAACCUGAACAUGUGCCCUGACCAGGAAUUGAACCCACAUCCUUUUGGUACAUCAGAUAAUGCUCAACCAACUGAGUCACACUGGCCAGGACAAGGCCUUACUCUAUUUUUUAAUGUAUUUUUUAUUGAUUUCAGAGAGGAAGGGAGAGGGAGAGAGAUGGAAACAUUAAUGAUGAGAGAGCAUCAUUGAUCGGCUGCCUCCUGCACAUCCCCUACUGCAGAUCGAGCCCAUGACCCAGGCAUUUGUCCUAACUGGCAAUGGAACCGUGACCAGCUGGUUCAUAGGUCGAUGCUCAACCAUUGAGCCAUACUGGCUGGGCGACGUCUGACUCUUUCAAGUCUUUUUGUCGUUAUUGUUUUAAUCCUCACUCAAGGAUAUUUUUCCCAUUGAUAUUUAGAGAGAAUGGAAAGGAGGAAUAGAUGGGGAGGGACAGAAAGAGAGAGAGAGAGAGAAACACUGAUGUGACUGAGACAAAUGGCUUGGUUCCCUCUUACACGCACCCCAGCUGGGGCCAGGGAUGGAACAUGCAACCCAGGUAAGUGCCCUUGACCGGGGAUCGAACCCAUGACCCGUGGGUGCACAGGGCAAAUUCUCUAAUCACUGAGCCACACCGUGCAGGGCUUUUAAUUCUUCUUAAUCUUGCUUAUUCUUUUUAAUGUAUGGGGUUGUGUAUAACCUGAUUCAGGCUCUACAAGCAUGAAGAGGUGAACAACGUUGUAAGGGGCGUCUCAACAUUUCUCUGCUUACGGACAGGCUGUGCGAUGGCAGAAAAUGACUGGCCAGUUUUGACCAAAGUUGAGUCGCUGUCCACAGCCUCCCAGGAAGGACUGAAAGACUUUCUGGUCCUGAUUUGGUCGCUCUGCGUUUGAGGGGUCUUGGCGGUGACCCUGAGGGAGCAGGUGAGAUCCUCAGGCACCUAUGAGAGUAGCCUGAUGGUUCCUUCACCCAGAGCCGAUCUCGAAGAUUAUACCAGCACCGUCCAGGGGAUAUGUUUCUUUGGUCUCAACGUGUCACGUGCCCUGAUUUCCACAACUCACUGGGCUGUGGCUAGUGGUUGGGAGACGGUCCAGGGAAAAUCACAGUGUUUGGUACAGAGUCACUGGCCGAAUAGGGAUUGGAGGAGACUGCGUCCGACUCGUUGUCCUGUUCCUCUUCAAAGCACGCAUCCAGAAAUGUGUCUGUGACGGUGACUGCACGAUUAGUGUGCACAGAGCUCAGGACCCGCUGGCAUGUUCAUCCUGGGAAGCUGCCAUCACGGUCAGAGAAAAUAAAAAAGAUCAUCCAAUCGUUUUGUGGAUUCCUGUAGCGUCUCAGUUACGUCCGCCUCAAAGCCGUGACGACACAACGAGAGACAAAAACAGAGGCCUGAGUUCCAUGAUGUGGCUUGUGGAGAUGGGCCGCAUUCCUGUUGACUCAGGUGGAAAUGUUCAUUGCUUAACAUACUUUGUUAUUUAGGACAGUGGUCGGCAAACUCAUUAGCCAACAGAGCCCAAUAUCAACAGUACGAUGAUUGAAAUUUCCUUUGAGAGCCAAAUUUUUUUUU